GCAAAAGGACUGCAGUUAAAUCACAAACAGUGUCACGAAUCUCACAACCCAACUGUCCAUCGUUGUCAGUUGCUAUUCAUUUCCAUUUGCUGUUUGUCUUUGCCAUUCUCACGCCCCUCACAAAUUAACGCCCAAAGCGAUAAAUUAACCCAACUAGAGAGUGCAGUCCAACAAAAAGGUUGCCAUGUUUGUGUUACGAGACUCAGUUUUUGAUCCUGGUAAUAAUUAACAACUUCCUCAAAACCUCUAAGGCCAAGGCGAAUUUCCCACCAUAUGGGGAGACUUUUUUCUGGUAUCCAACUGGAAGACAUUGCGACCGACGCAUUCUUCCUGAUUUUGCAGAUAUUUUAACUGAAAUUAAACUGGAUUUUUUUUUAAUAAGAAAUAGAGAUGUUCUAUUAAUGGAACAUGAAUUGCAUGUGAAUCAUCUAAAGCCAAGAUAAAAUUAUAAUUUAUAGCACGAACAGAGAUGAAAAUUAUGCUCAUAAUAAUGCUAUGAAAGUUUUUUUAAAAAAAGUCUUGGUAUGCGUUUAAAAAAUUAAAAUUUGGUCAAGUUUCAAGGAGAGCAAAUAAUCUAGUAAACAAUAGUCUCACACCUAUUGAAUGCCAAACAAGGAUGGAGAAACUCCCAUUUUAUUCAUCCUCUGUAGCCACCAAAGGGGAGAGAGGCUGUGGCUAAGGAGAAAAGAGAAGAAAAGAAGGCGGUAGUAGAAAAGGAGAGAGAGACGCACGGAUCUUUUCUUUUUGCUAAUUGCUCUGUUUCUUUUGCAGCCGCAUAUAUGCAGGUUUGCCAUAGUGGAGACCUUACUUGGAUCCCAAUAAUAACAAUUUUACGAUUGGAGCAAACUUUGCCAGCGCUGGAGCAAGCGCUCUAGUUGAAACCAAUAUGAAUGGGAUACCCUUUAAAGUACAAGUAGACUACUUCAAGGAAGUCGCAAAUUUGUUGAGGGAUCAGCUAGGUGAAGCAGAUGCCAAAGAGUUAAUGUUACAAGGAUCAACCAUCUAUUACUCCAGCAUUGGAGGAGUUGAUUUAUCUUCCUUGAUCUCUACUGCCGUUUAUGUUACAGAAUCAAUGAUACAAGAUUACGUAAAGAUUGUGAUUGGUAACAUAACAGAUGCAGUGUAAAGGAAAUAUAUGAAAUAGGUGGAAGGAAAUUCGCAUUUCAAAAUGUAGCACCACUUGGAUGUCCGCCAGGAUCUAAACAGUCCUACAAAACUUCUGACUGUGUGGAAUCACUCCCAAAUUAUAGCCAGCUUGCACAAUAAUGCUCUAAAUAUUGCUGCUGAGGACUUAGCAAGAAAGUUACCGGGAUUCAAUUAUUUAAUAUUUGAUUUCUUCAAUGUAGUAAUGGAUAGGAUACAAAACCCAACAAAAUAUGGUUUCAAGGAAGGGGAUGUAGCAUGUUGCGGCAGUGGACCAAACCGAGGAAGCUCUACUUGUGGCAGUUUAACGUCAGCAUAUGAAGUUUGCAGUGAUCCCAGUGAAUAUGUGUACUUUGAUUUGGCCCAUCCUACUGAAGCCUCUAACAUUCAAUUAAUUGAGUUGCUGUGGAAUGGAUCGACAUAUGUUAUUUGGCCUAUUAACUCGAAAGAAUUAGUUGAGCUUGAGAUUAAUUCUGGAAACAGUGAUCUCUUAAUUGACGAACAAGUUUUUGUUGAUGGAGUUUCUAAGACAUAUCAAUAAGCAGUUUAAGAUUAA
Rubroshorea leprosula is the source of this 1699-nucleotide messenger RNA. Lineage: Eukaryota; Viridiplantae; Streptophyta; Magnoliopsida; Malvales; Dipterocarpaceae. The record is from the annotation of a GenBank genome assembly.